CAUUCAUCUUUUCUAGAUAAGAUUCUGAAACUGGGUUCAUAAUCCACACACUUCCCCUUCACACUACAUUCAAACAUGGAUUGGUAGCAGAACCAGAUCAGAUAGCUUAACAAAAUGGCUCUGGUUUGUCUAGGACUUCCACCUCUCCAUCUUAAGAGUUCAUCUCCUCCAUGUACAGAAAGAAGCCCAACUCUUCUCUUCACUACCAAACGCAUCUCCUUUACUCAAAAGACAUGGAGACUACAAGCAGAGGCCAAAGGUUUUGGUGGAAAAUCACUUACAGUGUCCGAGAGUAACAAGAAAAGCCAAAGAGAUAAUGUGAAGAACACUGGUCGUAAUAGUGGAGAAGAUGAUAAUGAUACAAUCCCAGAGGUUGUAUUUGAGAGGAUGAUCGUUCGGAUCCUAUUCUUUGUGGGCUCUCCCAUGGCUAUGGGUCUAGCAAUGUUACAGGUAUUUGAUAAACUCAAGGAACAAGAAGUUUGGGAUGUGCCACUUUGGCUUCCUUUCUUGAUGGUAUCAUUAGCCUUUGGAACUUCUGGGGUUGGACUUGCUUAUGGGACUCUAUCUUCAAGUUGGGAUCCAGACAAGAAGGGUUCUUUUCUUGGGUGGGAAGAAGCUCAAAAGAAUUGGCCUGAGCUGUGGAAGGAGGAGAAUGAAAGCCAGAAAUGAUUUUGUCCAGAUUUUCUUGGUUAGCUAAUCAAUUAAGCUGUUACUUCUUUUCUACUUAAUCUCUCUCUGUUUUUGUUAAGCAAUAGCUUGAACAGAUCAAGAAAGGAGAUACCCCAAGGGGGUAGCCGAGUUUGCAAGUGACCUUCUUCUCACGAAACAUGUGGUUUUGAGUUUGAUUCCUCUUGCUUCUUCGGGGCCACUCAUAUGGGGUGUUUAGUGCCCUUCACUGUUUUCUGUGAAAAUUGAAUGGUUCUCAUUCAACCUUGGUAUGAUUUGAUCCAUAUAGUUGUGGGGUCAAUAUGAACCCGUGAGACUAGUUAGACCAAAGGCCUGAA
Messenger RNA from Macadamia integrifolia, 1004 nucleotides. RefSeq lists its product as uncharacterized. The record is from RefSeq and is a predicted model, not a curated record. NCBI's taxonomy places the organism in Eukaryota, Viridiplantae, Streptophyta, Magnoliopsida, Proteales, Proteaceae. Bases 115 to 669 code for a protein of 184 amino acids. The transcript has a single exon.